AUGGAUUUAACUCCCCGUUGUCAUGGAAUGAGCGAACUCCCAUCUGCCGCUACGGAGCGAAGCCGUGUUCGAGCUCUAGGACAUGUCUCUCUUUCCCCAGAUGCAGCAGAUCCUCUGACUGUUCAUCUAUCGCAUGGAUUGGCCUACACGGUGGGAUCCGCGCUCGGCAGUAUCCCUCCAACAACUGAUGCCUGCCUGGAAGCCUUCGUGGUUCCGAACAAAGUCGGACUGACCGCCGGUGCUCGGGCAUGGUCGAAACACGCUCAUCGAUCGGCUUCGGAAACCGCUCCCCAAUCUGGCGAGGAGGAUCAAAAGAAGCGAGCCAAGGUUGCUGUUCCAGAGGGAUGGUGGGGUAGGCCUUCUGGCCCCGUCAAGACUAUCAACGAACGCGCUCUCAGCUUGUUUCAUAGAGUUAUGGACAAUGCUUCUUGGAGGAAUCUGCAUUGGCUCCCACAUCAGGUCCUAGUUUACGAGGUCCGCAUGCCUGAGGGAUAUGGAAUGCGGUGGUCUCAAGAUCGCGGGGAUCGUCAAUCACAUAACGGCCAGCAUGGCAUAGAGGGAUCGGGUGAGGUUGUGACAGAGAGCCCCUGGGUAUUUCGUGGAUUUGUUGAGCCGAUGAUGGAGGGUGGGCAUGAGAAGGGAUGGCGACAUUGUCCAUGA
Pleurotus ostreatus (oyster mushroom) is the source of this 660-nucleotide messenger RNA. RefSeq lists its product as uncharacterized. The coding region runs from base 1 to 660 and encodes 219 amino acids. NCBI's taxonomy places the organism in Eukaryota, Fungi, Basidiomycota, Agaricomycetes, Agaricales, Pleurotaceae. The transcript has a single exon. The record is from RefSeq and is a predicted model, not a curated record.